Grosmannia clavigera kw1407 is the source of this 756-nucleotide messenger RNA. Its product is annotated as neuronal calcium sensor 1. Bases 1 to 756 code for a protein of 251 amino acids. NCBI's taxonomy places the organism in Eukaryota, Fungi, Ascomycota, Sordariomycetes, Ophiostomatales, Ophiostomataceae. Gene Ontology annotation, cellular component: membrane; cytosol; intracellular membrane-bounded organelle. The record is from RefSeq and is a predicted model, not a curated record. Gene Ontology annotation, molecular function: calcium ion binding. The transcript has 5 exons.
AUGGACAGUCCUCGUAUCAGGCCUUUUGCCAGCACAUGCAACAACAGCCUCAACCGGGCGUUUGUCCCGCAGUCCACCACGCAGAUGGGCCAACCUCGAGAAGACACGUUCAACUGGAAGAACACUGCACGGGCGGAGAAGAAGCACGCCUCGCGAGCCAGUCGUGCGAAUUGUUCCGUUGAUAUGGGCAAAUCUCAGUCCAAGCUAUCGCAGGAGCAGCUGUCGGAGCUGCAAAAGUCGACACACUUUGACAAGAAGGAGCUGCAGCAAUGGUACAAGGGCUUCCUGAAAGACUGCCCGUCCGGCAUGCUCACCAAGGAUGAGUUCCAAAAGAUCUACCGCCAAUUCUUCCCCUUUGGCGACCCGUCGAGUUUCGCCGACUACGUCUUCAAUGUCUUCGACAGCGAUAAGUCUGGCACCAUAGAGUUCAAGGAGUUUAUCUGUGCGCUGAGCGUUACGAGCCGCGGCAAGAUGGAGGACAAGCUUGACUGGGCCUUCCAGCUGUACGACAUAGACGGCGACGGCAAGAUCAGCUACGACGAGAUGCUCAAGAUCGUCGAGGCCAUCUACAAAAUGGUCGGCUCCAUGGUCAAGCUGCCCGAGGACGAAGACACGCCCGAGAAGCGGGUCAAGAAGAUUUUUCGCAUGAUGGACAAAGACGAGAACGGCAGCCUCGACAUAAGCGAGUUCAAGGAGGGCAGCAAGCGCGACGAGACCAUCGUGUCCGCUCUGUCGCUUUACGAUGGACUGGUCUAG